This is a messenger RNA of Vitis riparia (riverbank grape), 2130 nucleotides long. RefSeq names its product receptor-like cytoplasmic kinase 176. NCBI's taxonomy places the organism in Eukaryota, Viridiplantae, Streptophyta, Magnoliopsida, Vitales, Vitaceae. The coding region runs from base 460 to 1674 and encodes 404 amino acids. The record is from RefSeq and is a predicted model, not a curated record. The transcript has 6 exons. Gene Ontology annotation, molecular function: protein kinase activity; ATP binding. Gene Ontology annotation, biological process: protein phosphorylation.
CAUUAAUGCCCAGUUCCCCAACCCUCUCUCCGUCUCUCACAACUUGCAGAAAAAAAAGAAGAGAAAAAGAAAAAUGGAGAAUAAGAAGGAAUAGUCAACCCCUUGUCCUUCGCGAAGGUCCAUAAUAGGACACAGUACCCGUGAACCCCCAACAUGAUGCUAACCAAAAUCUGUAUUCUAAAAAGCCUGUUGUUGGAGCAAUUCUAGUUGUUCUUUAUUUGUUUUUUUGGUGAGGUUUACUAGUCAAAAGUAUUCAAUUUGGGGAGGUUGUUUUCUUGGGUGACAGCUAACUUUCCAGAGAAAAGUCUCGCUUUCACACUUGGGGUCUGCUCUGUUUUCACGGAUUUGGGUUGGCCUUGUUUAUCCAUUUUUCUUUUUUCAAGUCCUCUGUAUCUGGAUUUCUGGGAUUUUUGAUCUAUUUGGAGGAGGGGAGGAGGAGAGAGUGGGACGUGUGCUUCGAUGGGGGGUUGUUUGAGCUCUCAAAUUAAGGCUGAGAAUCUUCUCUACAUUGGGAUUAAAUCGAGAUGCGGCAGCAAAGAUGGAACAGAUUUAAGUGGUUCAAGUAGUAGCAAGGUCUCAUCUGCCUCGGUGCCUACGACGCCUAGAACUGAUGGUGAGAUCUUGCAGUCCUCCAAUUUGAAAAGCUUUUUCUUCAGCGAACUUAGAACUGCCACCAGGAACUUCCGCCCUGACAGUGUGUUGGGUGAAGGUGGUUUUGGCUGUGUCUUUAAGGGAUGGAUUGAUGAGAAGGCAUUUACAGCUGCCAAGCCCGGGACGGGCAUGGUCAUUGCUGUGAAGAAGCUUAACCAAGAAGGUUUCCAAGGCCAUAAGGAAUGGUUGGCAGAAAUUAAUUAUCUGGGGCAGCUGUAUCAUCCUAACCUUGUGAAAUUGAUCGGUUACUGCUUAGAGGAUGAUCAUCGGCUUCUGGUCUAUGAGUUCAUGCCCAAAGGCAGCUUGGAGCACCAUCUAUUCAGGAGGGGGUCUUACUUCCAACCGCUUUCUUGGUCCCUCCGAAUGAAGGUUGCCCUUGGAGCUGCCAAGGGUCUUGCGUUUCUUCAUAGUAAUAGUGUACAAGUGAUAUAUCGAGACUUCAAAACUUCUAAUAUCCUACUUGAUUCGAACUACAAUGCAAAGCUCUCUGAUUUUGGGCUAGCCAAAGAUGGGCCAACAGGCGAUAAAAGCCAUGUUUCCACACGGGUGAUGGGUACCUAUGGGUAUGCAGCCCCUGAAUAUUUGGCCACAGGUCAUCUGACUACCAGAAGCGAUGUAUAUAGUUUUGGGGUCGUCCUCCUUGAGAUGUUGUCAGGCAGGCGAGCAGUGGACAAGAACCGCCCGUCUGGAGAACACAACUUAGUCGAGUGGGCAAGGCCCUACCUGGCCAGCAAGCGCAAGAUUUUUAAUGUUUUGGACAGCCGGAUUCAGGCCCAGUUCUCUUUGAAUGGAGCAUAUGGAGCAGCUCGCGUUGCAAUCCAAUGCUUAUCAACAGAACCCAAGCACCGGCCAAAUAUGGAUCAGGUGGUAACAGCACUGGAGCAGCUUCAGGCUGACUCCAACAACACGACAGCCUCUCAAAACCGUCCCCGUCCUAAUUUCCAUAACAGCUCAAGCAAUGGCCCCAAACACAACAGAACUGCCUAUCCAAGACCAACUCGGUCCCCAGCACAUCAAACUUAAGAGAGAAAAAGGAUUUCUCACAUCCAGUCUCGUUUUCGCUAUCUCAAAAGAAGAAGAAAAGAUCACAUAUGCUGCUGCAGCAUAUGGUGAAGAAGAUUGUCUCAGGAACUUGGGAGUCGGGACAAGUAUACUGCAGCAAUGCUUGGUGAACUUAUUGUACAGUCCCUACUUUUGAAGAAGGUAUUCAAAAUUUUCUGUUUCUUUAACACAUCCAGAAUAUGCCUAGAGAAUGAGGCAGAUGAGGAGGUGAGAAUUGGGUCUCCUCAGCAUCUUUGUAACAGUUUGUGAGAGCUUGCAGAAGAGGGAGUCUUGUUGUUUUAAUAUAGCUAUAGAAAGCUUUGAUGGGGUGUUCCUGCAUUUGCUCAUACCAACCUCCUUUAUUGUAAUAAGUUGUGUUAAAAUUAUGAGCUUGUGCUAUAUUAAAUGUAUGAAUUUUUUUCUUCUUUGAAUUCAUCA